AUGGUUAAAUGCACCAAGAAGGUCAGCAUCGUUGGUAAAUAUGGGACCAGCUAUGGAGCCUCCCUACGAAAAAUGGUGAAGAAAAUUGAAAUCAGCCAGCACACCAAGUACACCUGCUCCUUCUGUGGCAAGGCUAAGAUGAAGAGACGGGCUGUGGGGAUCUGGCACUGUAGUUCCUGCAUGAAAACAGUAGCCGAUGGUGCCUGGACCUGCACCACCUCGGCUGUCACAGUUAAGUCUGCCAUCAGAAGACUGGAGGAACUAAAAGACCAGUGGAAACUCCAUAGACAUUUGGAAUGUCUUUUGGAA
This is a messenger RNA of Tupaia belangeri chinensis (Chinese tree shrew), 309 nucleotides long. Its product is annotated as 60S ribosomal protein L37a-like. Gene Ontology annotation, molecular function: large ribosomal subunit rRNA binding; structural constituent of ribosome. Gene Ontology annotation, cellular component: ribosome; cytosolic large ribosomal subunit. Gene Ontology annotation, biological process: translation. The annotation marks the transcript as partial. Lineage: Eukaryota; Metazoa; Chordata; Mammalia; Scandentia; Tupaiidae. The record is from RefSeq and is a predicted model, not a curated record. The transcript has a single exon.